UUGUGUUUCAUUUUUGCUGCUCUGAUAAAAGUUUUGUUAAAAAUGUUUCCAUUCCAAGAACAAAAAAAUCGACCAGCACUAAUUGAAGCGGCUGCUUCGGGUCACUAUGAAAUUGUCAUAGUGCUCCUCAGGAACAACCUCAAUAUAAAUGAAAGAUGUGAAAAUGGGGAAACGGCGCUCAUGGUUGCCAGCGCGGGCGGUUAUUUUGAUGUGGUGAAUGCACUGCUAAGCCAUGGCGCAAACAUUAAUGAGCACAAUGUGAUUGGACAUACACCGCUGAUGAAGGCCGCAUGUGGCGGCCAUGUGAAAGGAGCCAAGGUACUUCUCGAGCGUGGAGCCGAUAUCAACACCCGCUCCAAUGAGUACAACGAGAGUGCAUUGUCAGUGGCUAGCUACAAGGGUCAUAUUGAUUUGGUGCGUUUCCUACUGCAAGCUGGCGCCGAUCACUUGAACUUCGCUUUUUCAGCGGCUUCAACAGGUGGCCAAGUGGAAGUGGCGUAAUUAUUAUUAGACUCCGGA
Drosophila nasuta is the source of this 519-nucleotide messenger RNA. Its product is annotated as ankyrin repeat and KH domain-containing protein 1-like. Gene Ontology annotation, cellular component: cytoplasm. Bases 43 to 501 code for a protein of 152 amino acids. Lineage: Eukaryota; Metazoa; Arthropoda; Insecta; Diptera; Drosophilidae. The record is from RefSeq and is a predicted model, not a curated record. Gene Ontology annotation, molecular function: protein binding. Gene Ontology annotation, biological process: innate immune response. The transcript is spliced from 2 exons.